AUGGGUAGCGGCCACAGAUUCCGCCUGCCAUCUGCUCUAAAGCGAACCAAAUCCAGUGCUCGGCAACAGGACUGGCAGCCAGCAGGGAACGAGCAAAAAGUACACCACAUACUUGGAAUUACUGAGACCGACCUGAAUACGGCACGUAACCAAAGCAUUAGCUCUUCCAUUACGGCUAGGUUGCCAACGUUGUCAUUUUCUGAUGCCACGACUGAGCUGGGCUCUUCAAACCCGCCAACGGAACAUUUGGACACAUCUAGAGAUCUGAAUUUGAAGGCAUCGUCAGUGUUGCUGCACGAGGAAUUCCUGCUCAAGGCAGAUGUUACGGGCUCGACACAAUACAAGCAACUGAAAGCGCAAGGCUCAUCCUCGACACUCCACUCCUUCUACGAUGCUCAGAAGACUCCUCUAGCAAUUUCCCAACAGACAUCGGAUUCUUCCAGACGAGACUUCGCCCUUCGCAAAGGUGCUCCUGUGGUCGUCAAGCCCACAACACCGGACAAGGACCCAAAUCGACAAUUGAAGAUCUUUCGUCUCUCUAGGCACGGAAACAAGGCUGGAGAGAAGGCACCUACGGCCGCUCUACCUCAGUCACCAGACUCGCCUGGCAAAAUGCGAUUCGGUAAUCAACGGUCUCUCAGGUCAUCAGACCAAGUGGCAUAUUCCGGCUCCUCACAACCCAGUCACCCGUCCAAACUUAGGAAAGGCGUCCGGUUCAAUGCUGAUCGAUCACCAACCCUCCUCAGUCCGGAGAAGCCAAAGGCCUCUGCUGGCCCCGCUCCCCGGCAAGAAGCACACCAAUACAAGGUGAAUAUCAGGCGGCCGAAAGCUGGUGCAAAGCAUUGGUUCGAUGGGUUGGAAGGUGAUAGCAGUGGCGAUGAAAGUGUCCACGAACCCUCACUCCAGCCUAGCUUCGUUGCAGGAAUUGAGAUGGCUUUCGAAGGGGGGAGGAUAGGACCGGUCGCAAAGGACGAGCCUCGCAUCACUCCUCAUGCGCCGGAUCGCCCAGCUCGAAGCACAAGCUCCAGGACAGAGUCAAGCCACAUAUUACCCGCUUCGGCUAUACCACCCCGAGUGUCAACACUCAAUGCCAAAUCAUCCAGAUCUACAUUGUCUCGCAAUGAGUCUCACUUGACCUCGCCAAAAGGGAAAGCAGGAUCGCUGGCCUCGACUGACCUGCAUAAAACGAGCGUUCUGGACUUGUCUUCCUCUGACGACGAUGAACCACUAGCACCAAUUACAAAAUCUGGGAAUACACCGCUCCCGGCAAUACGCGACAGUAUAGCUGUUGAAUCCUUGGGUGAAUCAGAUAUCGAGGUCGGCACGGCUAGAGCUAUCAGCACCAAACAGAGUAGUUCGGUAAAAGCUACACCGAGUCUGAAACGUGUUCGCGUUCCUCAGCACGGGCGUGAUGCCCGGGAACCGACGAAACCACCCAGCAGGCGACGGGACCCCCGGUCGACGUAUAACCGUGACGCCUCAUCGAACCCGAUGUCGGAGGAAGACGAUCUACUCACAUCAUUUCCCCCCACACCGACCACGGACCAGGCAUCUUUUCACCGUCCAUCUUUCCACGAGAUCCCACUUUCGGAUACCGCAAGCAUUGAGAGCAGAAGAUUGAUGAGUGUGACGAGGCAGGAAGAAUCUCUCUUGGCUGCUAUGAGGACCAAGAAGGCGGUCUUGGGGCAGUCAUACAGGGCCAGCACGGAUCCACGGAUGCAGGCACUCACGAAACCGGAUCGAAGACCGCUGAAACGCAGGCAACAGGGCCCGAGGAGCUCUACCACGCUUGAUAUACAGUUAACGGCGCAAGGACGGAUGCUCGAGCGAGUACAAUCGCCUUCUUCCGACACAAAUUUUGAUCAAGCUUCUUGCACGACCUUCCAGACCGGGCCCUCCAUCGAUCCCAGUGUGCGAUACUCGAUCGCCAGUUUUCAGACUGGCACAUCUGUGGUCCCUGACACCGACAUUGCGUCCUCAUUCGCCCCUUCGUCAGGAUUCCUUCAACCGCACGGUAACGGCCUCAACAGGAUGAGCCGCUCGACCUUCUUUUCGACGUCGACAAACAGUUCGAGAGACGACUCCCGAAGUCGGAAGGAGAGUCAAUACCUAGCUACUUUGGAAAGACUACAAGCGCCACCGAAGAGGGAAGAGGUCUCUUCGCAAGACUUCAUCGACUGGCCUUACAACGGCUGGAUGAAAGUUGCCACGGCGCACUGA
This is a messenger RNA of Cladophialophora carrionii CBS 160.54, 2220 nucleotides long. RefSeq lists its product as uncharacterized. The record is from RefSeq and is a predicted model, not a curated record. NCBI's taxonomy places the organism in Eukaryota, Fungi, Ascomycota, Eurotiomycetes, Chaetothyriales, Herpotrichiellaceae. Bases 1 to 2220 code for a protein of 739 amino acids. The transcript has a single exon.